AUGCUCACCCCCUUCGACCUGCUCCCCGAUCCCAUGGCCGCGUACGAGCACGACUACUACGCUCGCCUUCAUUCGCACACUCAAGCAUCGCCCUCCCGACACGAGACGCUUCAAAACCUCCUCGCCUUCCCUGCUAAUGGCAGUAGUGGUGGGAAUGGUGAAUUCCAGAUCCCUCAGACCCCAGCCAGGGCGGGCAGAGGAGAUCGAAGGGCAUUCAUCACGUCUCCAGCUCCAUUGCCAACGACCAGCAUCUCAACCUCCACAUCCACAUCUUCUACGGUCGGCAACAAGCUCAACGAACUGGCCCAAUCGGCCGCACAGCAGCGCAAUCACAACGACCAGGCACAAGACAAGCCUUCCAUCGACGAGAGUGUGAAUCCGACGCCACCUCCCGAAGAGGGGGGCUCCAGCGAAGACGAAUCAACAGAGAAAGAAUCGGGCAAGAGGAAGGCGGGCAGUAGCCAAGAGGCAAAGGCGCGUAAGCGAUCGCGAAAGCAAUCAAAGCUGGACAAGGACGGCAAACCCGUCACGCGAUUCGACAGCUCGCUCGGGCUCCUCACCAAGAAAUUCAUCACGCUCGUGCGAACAGCACCCGAUGGCUCGAUCGAUUUGAACAAGGCCGCCGAGCAACUCUCUGUACAAAAGCGACGAAUCUACGACAUCACCAACGUCUUGGAGGGCAUAGGCUUGAUCGAAAAGAAAUCGAAGAAUCACAUUCAGUGGCGAGGGGAGGGGAUAGCGACCGAGGAGGAGCGGCUGCGGCUGGGCACCGUGCGGGAGGAGGUGGCCCAGCUGGUCCAGCAGGAGCUGGCCCUCGACGAACGAAUCCGGCAGGCGCAGACGAACAUCAAGCGGCUGUCCGACGACCCGGCCAACCAGCAGCUGGCGUUCAUCACCUACGAGGACCUGGUCAGCCUGCCGUGCUUCCAGGGCGACACGCUCAUCGCCAUCAAGGCCCCGUCGGGCACGCGGCUCGAGGUGCCCGACCCCGACGAGGGCAUGCCCGCCAACCAGCGCCGGUACCAGAUCUUCCUCAAGAGCUCGGGCGAGCCGAUCGACGUCUACCUUGUACAGUCCCGCCAGCAGCAGCAGCAGCUGCAGAUGGUGGAGGAGGCCCAGCAGGCGGCGCACGCCCAACACCACUCUGCGCUGCUCGAGGGCAUUUCCCCGUCGGCCAUGGGGCACGACCCCUCGGCCAUCGAGUGCGGCGACGAGUCGCAGUCGUCGCAGCCGCCACGUGGACUCCCUGCGGUGGCCGCGUCGCCAGGUCCGUACGGCGGUGCUGGCAUGCCGUCGCUCAGGCGGCCCGAUGCGCACUGGGCACCGGCGGGCGAGCCCGAGGCCUUCCUACCCGCGCAGCCCAUCAUGAAGCUCGCGACGCCGGUCGACUACUUCCUCACGAGUUCCGCCAUUGACGAGUCCGAGGGCAUCUGCGACUUCUUCACCGAGGAGGAGACCAUGGUCACGAGCGCCUUCCUUCUCGACGACGCGGGCGACAUUUCGAAGACCGUCUAA
Acanthamoeba castellanii str. Neff is the source of this 1515-nucleotide messenger RNA. RefSeq names its product transcription factor e2f domain containing protein. Bases 1 to 1515 code for a protein of 504 amino acids. NCBI's taxonomy places the organism in Eukaryota, Discosea, Longamoebia, Acanthamoebidae. Gene Ontology annotation, biological process: regulation of transcription by RNA polymerase II. The record is from RefSeq and is a predicted model, not a curated record. The transcript has 4 exons. Gene Ontology annotation, molecular function: RNA polymerase II cis-regulatory region sequence-specific DNA binding; protein dimerization activity; DNA-binding transcription factor activity, RNA polymerase II-specific. Gene Ontology annotation, cellular component: RNA polymerase II transcription regulator complex.